Messenger RNA from Plasmodium cynomolgi strain B, 941 nucleotides. RefSeq lists its product as hypothetical. The transcript is spliced from 2 exons. The coding region runs from base 70 to 819 and encodes 249 amino acids. The record is from RefSeq and is a predicted model, not a curated record. Lineage: Eukaryota; Apicomplexa; Aconoidasida; Haemosporida; Plasmodiidae. Gene Ontology annotation, biological process: regulation of alternative mRNA splicing, via spliceosome.
CUUUUAAGAUGCCGCUUCCCUUUUUGACUGAGCAGGAAAGUGGGCCAGCUAAACAGCAAAGAACGCAAGAUGAAGAUUAAUUUAUCCCUGGGCAAAAAAAGUACAGGCGAGGGAGCGGGACAACGGACGGGUAACGAGGAAGGCACAUCGACUGGGGCAUUGAAAAAGGGACGUCGGGAAGGUGAUCGAAAAAGCGAUAAAGAGGGGAGGACCACAACCAAAGAAAACAGUGUGAAGAAUCAAAUAGGGGAUUUUUUUAUGACCUCAGAUGAUGAAGAGGAACCGUACGAAUUGGAGAACAACCAAAAUAAAAAAAUAAAUGAAGAAAAAAAUAAACAAAUCAUUGAUCACACAGACAAGAAGAAGAAAAUUCGCUACCUGGGUUAUAGGGGCGACGAGUUGACGAAACUGCAUGAGGAUAGAGCGAACGGGUUGGGGGGGAAGAAGCAGUAUGGCCCGUGCUAUAAGGAACUGGGAGAAAGCAGAAGCGACCAUCGGGGUGAUGACAAAUGGGGGGAGAAACGAUCGAAGGAAUAUUUGCCGAAAUCCCCAAGUGGAAGAAAACACAGGGAGAGGGAAGACGCAGCUGGAGCCAAGGCCGAAGUGGAGAAGGAAAUCCGCAUAGAUGACAUAUUCAAUAAGAAGGAGAGCGACCAGAAGGGAAAGUCCAAAUACAUGGACGCCCUCAUCGGUAGCGCCAAACGAAGGGAAUUGGAAAGGGAAAUGUUGAUCCAAAAAAAACUCAAAAUUGAUACAUCCAAGGAAGAAAAAGUUUUUAUAACGAAAGCGUAUAAAAAAAAAAAAUGGAUAGGGAACUAAUUAUGAAGGAUAUGGAGCUGGAACACCACCAGGUGCAGGCUGAGAAUCGGCAGUCCAACUUCAACUUGAAUUUGUUUCUUAAAAAUAUAAAUGCACCGUCGAAUUAUAAUCGGUCGAAUAGG